Pichia membranifaciens NRRL Y-2026 is the source of this 3010-nucleotide messenger RNA. RefSeq lists its product as hypothetical. Gene Ontology annotation, cellular component: COPII vesicle coat; endoplasmic reticulum exit site. The transcript has a single exon. Gene Ontology annotation, molecular function: SNARE binding; zinc ion binding. Gene Ontology annotation, biological process: COPII-coated vesicle cargo loading; endoplasmic reticulum to Golgi vesicle-mediated transport; intracellular protein transport. Bases 45 to 2942 code for a protein of 965 amino acids. The record is from RefSeq and is a predicted model, not a curated record. Lineage: Eukaryota; Fungi; Ascomycota; Pichiomycetes; Pichiales; Pichiaceae.
CAUAAGUGUUGAGCUUGGAAACUCUCUGUUUACCAGUAGUUGGAAUGUCUAUGGUGAAUGAUUUUGUAACUGGCCAGCAGAACUUGUUGGCCCAAGAGCUAAAAGAUCUUUCACUCAACAAUGAGAACUCUCAUCAACGUGAUCUCGCAAAAGAGCAAAAUGGAUACCAUAUUAGCCAGCAAGGCCAAAACACUCAAGCUUCAGCAUCAGCAAAGAAAAGAAGAGGACACCAUGCGUUUCACAACCUUACUUCACCAGCACCUCAGGCUUACGAGCACGAGCACGUCGACCCAAAUGAAGCUGCUUCCGCCGUCGGACUGUUCCCACCCCAGUUUUCAAAUCAAUAUGAUAUGAGCAGCGGUGGUAGUGGUUCACAGAAUGCAAAUUCAAAUUUCCUACAAAAUAAUUUUGGUAUUUCGCCUCAGAUGUCUGAAACAUCCCGAAAUGAUGCCUUAGUUCAAAAAAAUGAUAAUGGUUUUUCUAACGAUAUCUACAACAUCAAUCAGGCAACCGUGGCAGAAGAUCUUUCUGUACCAGGUAUUAGAAAUCAUCUGAACGAAAUCUACAAAGAGAAGGAAUUCCUAAGUUUCGAGCAUGUGUCGCCGCCCCUUGCAGGUACAGAAUACAAAGCAAUUGAUCAGGCAAAUUCCAUUCCUCAGUUUUCGAGAUUGUCAAUGUACAGUAUACCCUUUUGUGAAGAACUGAGAGAGAAAUCUAAAAUACCACUAGGGUUUUGUUUGAGACCUUUUGCCGACUAUGUUCCUCAAUCUGAAGUGCCAAUGAAAGUUCCGCAGAUCAAAAUUCAAGAAGGUGAGGUGGUCCCUAGGUGUAGAAGAUGCCGAGCAUAUCUCAACCCUGCAAUGCAGCAUAACGGCCGAAACAUGAUAUGUAACAUCUGUGGUUUUGCUUCUCCGGUUCCUGAAGCUUAUGCAUCAACUGUUAAUUUCCAGGGUGUUAGAGAUGAUUAUCAUCUUCGUCCAGAGUUGCAUACUGGUGUUGUCGACUAUAUUGUACCUAAAGAAUAUAACCUCAACGAAAACGAGGAUCUCUCGCCUCUUCAUAGAGUCUUUCUGAUUGAUCUAACACAUGCUUCCUACAAAAAUAAACUUGUUGAAACUGUUUGCUCCGCCAUUAGAAUGGCAAUUUAUAGAGAGGAUGGUUCGUCUAAUUUACCACCUGGAACAUUGAUAUCAAUCAUGGGAUUUGAUAACAAUUUGCAUUUUUACAAACUAUCACCUGAAUUACAACAAACUACAGUGUCUAUAGUUACAGAUUUGGAAGAUCCGUUUGUGCCAUUCAAUGACGGACUAUUUGUUGAUCCUGUCGAGUCCUACAAUACAAUCGAUUUGACACUAACUACGAUUGAACAAAAUGCUAGGUAUUUAACGCCAGAACCUGCUUUGGGAUCUGCCUUGACUGCAGCUGGACUCCUUCUGAAAGAGUUAGGGGGCGGUCAGGUUGUGGCCUUUUUAUCAACGCUACCAUCUUUUGGUCCUGGUGCUUCGUUACCAAGAAACAACAAUAACAACAAGCUUGAUGCAGAUUUUGUGAAAGAAACACUUACGCCUGCAAGUAAAUACUACAAGAAUUUGGCCACAGAAUUUGUGAAAAAUAAUGUUGGCUUGAAUCUCUUUGUUGCUUCCAACAGUAAUGUUGAUCUAAUCAAUUUAGGUACGUUGGCAGUAAACACAGGCGGAACAGUGAAAGAGUGGCUUCCGUUUAACGUUGAAAGAGAUGAUAUUACUUUGAUCUAUGAGCUCAAGAAGGUUAUUCAAUACGUGGCGGGCUAUCAAAGUCAACUGAAAGUCCGUUGCUCUCAUGGCUUGCAAGUAAAUAAGUAUUACGGGCCUUUUGCAACUGUUAAUGGAGAUUCUGCUCCUAACAUUCCUAUUGUAUCUGGAGAUACGUCUAUUGUUUGUGACUUCAUCUACGAUUCAAAAUUGGACACCAAAAAAGAUGUUCAUUUCCAAGCAGCAUUAUUGUAUACCACAAGUGAAGGUGUGAGAAAGGUUAGAGUGAUCAACAACAUAUUGUCUGUCACACAAAGGAUUUCCGACGUCUUUGAUUUCAGUGACCAAGAUACGAUUGUCAAAAUUCUCAUCAAAAGAGCGAUAGAGAAGAUUAGCACUGCUAAUCUCGUCGCAUUGAAAAGCUCAUUGAUGAUGCAAUGUUCUGAAAUAAUGGCGGCAUACAAGUACUAUAUUGCAAGGCACAAUGCAAUGCCUACCCAGCUAGUAUUGCCUCAGAGCUUGAGGACUUUGCCUAUGGUAAUUUUAUCAAUAUUGAAAACAAGAGCAUUUGCAAACAAGACAAAUUUCCCCGAUUUGCGUGUUUAUUCUUUUUUCAAGUUAUCGCAGUAUGAUCUAACCAAGUUGUCAGCUUACUUAUACCCGUUACUAUUUUGUAUUCAUUCUUUGGAGGAAGGUGAAUUUAUAUCCAAUGAGCAAACGGGCAUGAUGAAUCUUUCUCAGUCUAUUCCCGUAAGUGUUGGCAACCUUGCCUUUGGUGGUGCCUAUUUGGUCUUCAAUGGUGAUCGGACUAUUAUUUGGCUCCACAGUGAUGUCAAUGUUGUGCUCUUACAGGAUUUGUUUGGUUCUCACAUCGACUCUCUCGAUAAGUUGACUACGUAUGUUUCUCAGAUGCCAGUGUUGGAUACGUAUAUUUCGUCUCAAGUUCGAAACAUUUGCGACUAUUUGGCAAAACAUUUCAACUCAACAGAAAAGCAGAGUGUGGAAAUUUGCAGAUUUAGGACGGAUCCAAAUGAGCAAGAGUUCCAAAGUAUGUUUGUCGAAGAUAAGUCAUUGGAUCUAGUUUGGUCUUAUGCCGAAUUUUUGAAAGAGCUUCAUAAGAACAUCGAAAAUAAGACAAAUAACCUAAACUCAUUAUCCUCGAAAGUGGAUAAUGAUGGAGAAAACUUAAGCCGAAGAUUCGGAAUAUUUUAAUUUCUUGUGUAAGACUGUUUUAUUUGUAUAUAUGCGGCAAAAUAGACACGUAAUGCACAACGGCUCCA